CCUUUACUGUGAUUUGUUCAAGUAUGAUUUCUGAGUCGUGGAGUUGGAUCUCGCAAGGCAUCACUCUUGCCAACUAGGCAGACACCCAUCUGCUGCCUGAUCACCACAUAGCUACCUAAUGCCAGUGCAAUUUCCAUGGAUACAUAAAAUGCCUAGACAAACACGAGAGUCGAGUGCUACCUUUUCAAAACAAUUCAAUAAGUUCUCGGAGCAGAUCCAUCAACAACACUUCGUCUCGCACUAACGCCCAAACUUUGGCUCGGCCCUACAACCACCCCAAAAUGGCAACUUACUCAAAAACAGACUUGUACGGCGGAGCCAUCACCGCCGAUCUCCCUUCUACAUAUGUAGACGUCAGCUCAUUCCGUCAAGUCCCCGACCACCAAGAAGUAUACGUCGACAAAGAUGGCCUCACAUCCGUAAUCUUCGAAAUUCUCAACUACGUCGGCCCGGAGAUUGCCGCGACAGACGAAGAUGCCCUCAAAUAUCACUUUGAAGAUAUCGCCGAGGGAACGAAUGAUACGACAAAAUACCUGAUAGCGGCCAGUGCCAAGCUAUCAAAGUUGCCAACGACGCCAGUAUACCUCCUUGCAGCAACACAGACCCCAGCGCCAGCUGAGCCUUCGCCAUUUGGCAAACCACCUAAGCCGCAGCCAGAUUUCUACGGCAUUCUGUUGAUUUUGGUGCGGUUGCCGCAGAAGAAGACUGAUAUAGUAGUCACGAUCAAUGUACCGCAUGUGCCGGGCGAGUAUGUCAAGGAGGACGUGGACUUACAGGCGCAAAGGCUAGGGCCAUUGAUGGAGACCGCGAUGGAGAUGAGGGGCAAGGUCUUGGAGUCAUUCGAAAUCAGGGAGUGGGGGCUAUUUGGGGAGGAGUAAAGAACAUCUCGUCGGCAAAAUAGGACCGGAGAGUCUGCAUGGAAGUGUUUGCAUGGGAUACGACAGGAAAAUUGAAUCAUAGAUACAAAAGUUGGUCGGUUUACAAGGGUAAGAUUCCAACGUAGAUGGCCAAAUGAAGCAAUCGAUCAAAAUGACAAGGGACCGCAAUUGACAGUCUGUUGAAAUUACCAGCUUGCUGCAAACCUAGAGCUCGCAACUGAAUAGUCUAUGAUACAACCAACACGUGCGGA
Pseudovirgaria hyperparasitica is the source of this 1129-nucleotide messenger RNA. Its product is annotated as Mog1p/PsbP-like protein. Gene Ontology annotation, molecular function: small GTPase binding; guanyl-nucleotide exchange factor activity. The transcript has 3 exons. Gene Ontology annotation, cellular component: nucleus. Bases 282 to 878 code for a protein of 198 amino acids. NCBI's taxonomy places the organism in Eukaryota, Fungi, Ascomycota, Dothideomycetes, Acrospermales, Acrospermaceae. The record is from RefSeq and is a predicted model, not a curated record. Gene Ontology annotation, biological process: protein import into nucleus.